UUCACUUCUCUUUGAUUAGCCACUCAUUCCUCCUAGUUAUAUUUUUUCCACCUUUGUUUCUCCACUUCACACCAUGUAUACAAAUCAAAGAUCAAUAAGUAACGGAUCAUCUGCAGAUCAAGACGACCUUAUAAUCAGAGAUAUACAUGCGUUGACACCACCACAUCCACCAGCAAAUAAUAAUAAUCGAAGAAGAGAAGCAUGGGAAACUAGUAGUCAUAUAUCUGAAAGCAGCAGUAGUACAGUUCCGAGUGAAAAUUUUACAACUAUGAGCCGAGAAUUCAAUGCUUUAGUACUUGCUGGAUCAUCAACACUUGGCGAUAACGGCACCGAGAACGAGCACGGUGGCGGUGGAAAUAAUAAUAUUAAUCAUCUACUUAGUAGAAUUGGAGAAGAUGAUAACAGUGAUCAUCAUGAUCAUAAUGAUGAUAUACCUCAAGAAGAAGAAACAAAUCCUUUGGCUAUUGUUCCAGAUAAUUAUAAUCAUAAUUUUGAUCCUGUUCCUUCACCUGGCGCUGCUACGACUAGUCGACGCAAUACUAAUACCAUGUUAGUAACGGGAUCUUCAUCUUCUUCAAGUAACAACAACAAUAAUAAUAAUUGUAAUAAUAACCAGAGUCUAGUUGAAGAUAUUACGGUGAACCGAGUAAAACGGGAAGAGACUGAAUCAAAGAUAUCUGCAUGGCAAAACGCAAAGAUUUCGAAGAUCAAUAAUCGGUUUAAGAGAGAAGAUGCAGUUAUUAAUGGAUGGGAAGGUGAACAAGUUCAAAAAUCCACCUCUUGGAUGAAGAAAGUUGAGAGAAAGUUAGAGGAGAAAAGAGCAAAAGCACUUGAACAUAUGCAAAAUGAGGUGGCGAAAGCACAUAGAAAAGCAGAAGAAAGAAGAGCAUCAGCUGAGGCCAAAAGAGGAACAAAAAUUGCUAGGGUUCUUGAAAUAGCAAACUUGAUGAGAGCGCUCGGAAGACCCCCGACAAAACGUUCUUUCUUCUAAUCAACUGCAGAGUGCAGGACACUUAUGGCAUUAGUACAUCCUUGGCCCUUGGGGAUCAAAUUCAUAUCAUCAUCUCAACUUUCAGGGAACAUUUAUCUUGAUGAUUAAUGCACCCCAUCUUGUAUUCUUUUUAUUCAUUUAAGAGGUGGGUUUUAGUGUGGGAUUUGUGAUAAGUUGGGAUAAGAGUUGCACCCAACAUAUAAACUUUAGUGGGUAGUAUUAAUAUUUUGGUACUUAAAAUAUUUAUUUUGGUGUUUUAUUAUUGAGUGGGUAAUCACCUGGCACUGAUCAAGAAAAAUAUGCAAUCGUGUGUUGUUUUUAU
Papaver somniferum (opium poppy) is the source of this 1313-nucleotide messenger RNA. RefSeq names its product remorin 4.1-like. The record is from RefSeq and is a predicted model, not a curated record. Lineage: Eukaryota; Viridiplantae; Streptophyta; Magnoliopsida; Ranunculales; Papaveraceae. The transcript has 2 exons. The coding region runs from base 74 to 991 and encodes 305 amino acids.